This is a messenger RNA of Choloepus didactylus (southern two-toed sloth), 1666 nucleotides long. It is a transcript of the gene REEP3, whose product is annotated as receptor accessory protein 3. The record is from RefSeq and is a predicted model, not a curated record. Gene Ontology annotation, cellular component: endoplasmic reticulum tubular network; cytoplasmic microtubule; endoplasmic reticulum membrane. Gene Ontology annotation, biological process: endoplasmic reticulum tubular network organization. The transcript is spliced from 8 exons. Lineage: Eukaryota; Metazoa; Chordata; Mammalia; Pilosa; Megalonychidae. Gene Ontology annotation, molecular function: microtubule binding. Bases 200 to 967 code for a protein of 255 amino acids.
GGCGGGCGGUGGCGGGCGGGGGAUCGACCGCAGCGCAGCUCGGGCUGCCGCGCGCAGACACAGGGCCUGGCUCCCAAGGGCGCCAGCGCGGCCCCGGGGAGUGCGAGGAGCCGGCGAGCGCGCGGCCUGCCGUUGGCGGGCUCGUCCGCCGUGCCCGGCGCCCACCCGCCCCGAAGGUGGGGCCCAAGCCCCCGGGAAGAUGGUGUCCUGGAUGAUCUCCAGAGCCGUGGUGUUGGUGUUUGGCAUGCUUUAUCCUGCAUAUUAUUCAUACAAAGCUGUGAAAACAAAAAACGUAAAGGAAUAUGUUCGAUGGAUGAUGUACUGGAUUGUUUUUGCUCUCUAUACUGUGAUUGAAACAGUAGCAGAUCAAACGGUUGCUUGGUUCCCCCUGUACUAUGAACUUAAGAUUGCUUUUGUCAUAUGGCUGCUCUCUCCCUAUACGAAAGGAGCAAGUUUAAUAUAUAGAAAAUUCCUUCAUCCACUUCUUUCUUCAAAGGAAAGGGAGAUUGAUGAUUAUAUUGUACAAGCAAAGGAACGAGGCUAUGAGACUAUGGUGAACUUUGGGCGGCAAGGUUUAAACUUAGCAGCUACUGCUGCUGUCACUGCAGCAGUUAAGAGCCAAGGAGCAAUAACUGAACGUUUAAGAAGUUUCAGUAUGCAUGACUUAACAGCUAUUCAAGGUGAUGAGCCCGUGGGACAAAGACAGUAUCAAACUCUACCAGAAGCAAAAAAGAAAAGUAAACCAGCAUCCAGUGGAUCAGCAGGUUAUGGAAUUCCACUGAACGACGGAGAUGAGAAGACGGAUGAAGAAGUGGAUGGAAUGUUUUCAGAUGAUGAGACGUUGACGCACAAAGGGCUUCGAAGAUCACAAAGCAUGAAAUCUGUGAAAACCAUCAAGGGCCGCAAAGAGGUGCGGUAUGGGUCACUAAAAUAUAAAGUGAAGAAGAGACCACAGGUGUAUUUUUAGCCGCCUGCACUUCAAGAAUCCCAAGACAAAUUACGCUAAUACAUCAACUUCAUUUUCAAACAUUAUAUAUUCAGGAUUUACACAUUAAAAUAAUAGUUUAAAUUAUAGCAGUGAUAGGGUUUACUUUCAUUGAUUUAAAUACUUUUUAUUUCUUUAACAAUUACUUCCAAAUUGACUACUUAAAGAUAGUUAUGUAAAGUUUAUUAAUGUGUAUAUCAAAAAUUAUAGGAAAUCUUUUAAUCUGUUUUAAAUUCAACAAUAUCAAAUGCCUGGAAUAUGAGAUAAAAAACAAACCAAAAGUAUACUUGAAAAGUCUUUUUGUGGUUCAGGAUAUAUUAGUCUUUGUGAUAUUGUAUUGUGUUUACCUCCCAUUUAUGUUAUAUAUAUCACAUUAGGAGAGUAAUUAAAUAGACCUCUGACCCAUCAGUCAUAAAAUAGGUCAGAAAAUUAGGGCUUAAUGUAAUUCUUACCUUUAUAAUACUUUCUAGUUUUUCCACUGUCAACUGAAAAUUUUUUAUACAAACAUUUGAAAACCAGGUAUCCACAUAGCACUUUUAUUCCUGAAUAGUUUUGCACACUUGAAAAUUGUUUACUUAUUUUACAAUUAUACAUUUAUUUUAAAUUGUAUUGGCACUACCUUUAUUGUUGUUUGUCACAUUCUGACAUUUCACAUUUGUGCCCUGCAUUACAUCUCUUUUU